AAAUAUGUAAUUUUCAACUCAAAUAGAAAAUCAAUGCCAAAUAUUAGUAUUUUCAAUAUUAUAUUUUUAUAGGUUAAUUUUUUACUUUAGGACUAAAUUAAAAAGUGAUAUAUUUUAAAUUAUUUUUAUUAAUUUCUAAUCAUGGGUGAACUAGCCUAUUUAGAAUCUCUUGUACCAGUUAUAAAUGAAAAUGAAGAUAUUAUACACAAGUUAUAUCCGGCGUUAAUAGAAUGUUUUGCAGUUAUAAUAUGCGGAUAUUUGGCAGGUCGUAUGAAUCUCAUUUCGGAAACAGAAGCUAAGGGUUUGAGCACUUUCGUUGGAACAUUUGCACUUCCAGCUCUGAUAUUCUUAUCGUUGGCCGAGUUAGAAUUGAGCGCUGUGAAUUGGUACUUUUUAGGAUCCGUGCUCUUAGCCAAGGCUUUGGUCUUCCUUGCAGUAUCAGUAGUCACCACUUUGGGAGCACGCCCUGUCAAUAUAGGAAGGGCAGGACUUUUCGCCAUAUUCUGCACGCAGAGUAACGAUUUUGCUAUCGGUUACCCCAUAGUGGUUGCUUUGUACCAAACAUGUCAUCCAGAAUAUCCAUCUUAUUUAUAUCUGAUGGCACCCAUUUCUUUGAUAAUUCUAAAUCCGAUCGGAUUUGUACUAAUGGAAAUCCACAAAAGACGAAUGGCCAAUCAGAAUUAUUCAUUGGAUUCGCCAACAGAUUUACCUCCUAAACAAAACAAAUUAACUACGACAUUUUCUCUCAUAAAAAGUGUCUUCUUUAAUCCUGUUGUCAUGAUGACCGCAUUGGGGGUUAUAGGCAAUUUUGUUUUUAAGCAUCAACUACCAGAUUUUUUAUCUGGGAUACUUAAGGUACUAGGUUCUUCCUUCUCAGCAACAGCUCUCUUUUUAUUAGGUCUGAGGAUGGUAGGUAAAGCGCACACACUCCAAGGAAAAGCUUUACUUUUACCAGGAAUUUUAAUCAUAAUGAAGUUACUAGUUUUACCAGUAGUAACACGUGAAGUAGUGAGCGUUCUUAAUGUGGGAACAAAUUCGAGUGAUACUUUAGAUUUAAGUACGUUUGGAUUUCUCUAUGGAACCUUUCCGGCAGCACCCGGAGUUUUCGUUUUUGCAACGCAGUAUAACAUCGAUGUCGAUCUGAUCGCUAGUUCGAUGGUGGCUUGCACCUUCAUCAGCGCACCGCUGAUGUUCAUAUCGGCGAAGAUGAUAACAUUGUCCAAUUUGAAUCCUAAUGAUUUCAUAAAUGAAAUCGAAUCUUAUGUUUUCGAUCUGAGUAUUGCUGCAAUAAUAGCCUGUGCUUGGCUUAUGAUACUUUUCGUGCUAUCUAAGAAAUACAAAAGACUGCCGCACAGGAUUACUUGUUGCUUGAUCAUAUCGCAGGUCUUCACAGCUGUUGGCAUUAUCCUCUGGUCCACAUUAGAUAGAUCAUCAGAAUGGAAUUUAUCAAUACAGUUCGUUUUACUAACUGUAGGAAUAUACAGCAGUCGCUUAUGGACAACUUUUCUGGCAGUUGUUAUGCUUCUCUUGCACAUGAGAAGCCUUUGCUUCAUCUUAAGACUUCAAAUACCAUUCGUAUUGUUGGGAUGGGGAGUACCAGUGGUAGUGGCUAGUAUUUUGUUAUUAUUUGAUAAGGACAACGUCUUGAAUAAAGAGAAGAAAAUUCCCAAUUUCCAAUUUGGAGAACCCCAUGCCGCGAUUGCUGUCUCAUUGCUUGUUUUCUGCUUCAUAGUCACUGUCGGGUGUUUAAUACUGCUUCAAAGAUACACCAAACGUAGAGCUCGGUAUUUGACUCUAUCGAACGAUGUUGCUGCCUCAAAUAAUGCCAUACAAAACCUAGAGGCCGUGAGUCAAGCCGCUGAUGAUCAACAAAGAAAUUCGAGAAACUCCUACAGACCUUUUCCUGAAAAUCCGCAAUCUUGUUCGAAUAAUAACGGCUGCUGUGGCGAAGGAGGAGAAAAUAGUUGCAAUGGAAAAAAUACGAAUCCAAAACGUGUUAUUGACAUAGAAGAUCUAUCGAGAGGAAAUACCCAGAGAAAUAUUGUGGACACUGCACAAAAUUCUACAUGUCCAUCGGCAGUCGGUUGUGGAGGCAACAGUGAUCGUGAAAAUUGCCAAGGUGCGAUUUCAAAUUAUACUGAUCACGAUGGGGAAGGUGUUGAUCCAAUUGAAAUAGAUGAAAACUAUAGUGGCGACCAACAAAUUUUAAGGCAUUCAGUUCUGCUGAUAUUGCUUCUAUGUUCUAUGUUUAUUGGAAUAUCCAUUACUAUUUGGACCUUAGUUAUGGAACAGUUGAGUGGCAUCUAUGUAGAACUUUCAUUUUUGGAUGCAACACUUAACUUUGGACAAGCUUUGCUAAUUUUUGCCGUUUUUGGUUUGGAUACAAAGGAAAUUUUAUUGCCCAUAUUAAAAUUAUGGAGAACACUCUGGUAUGGUGCAAACAUACUGAAUCUGCCACGGUUAGAGGAUCUGAGCGAAGAAACAAAACAUAUAUGCAGCCAGUUCACUAAGCAUCAUCUUAAAAGAUGCUGUCAGGCUAUUGCAAAAGACACUAGGUGGCGCAUCAAGAUCUACAAAAAAGUAUUCAAAGGCUCAGAUUUUGUGGACUGGCUAAUUAAUGUUGGCUUGGCCAGGGACCGAGUUGAAGCUAUCAAUUAUGCAAAGCAUUUAAUCGACGGUCGAAUACUGCGGCAUAUUAACAAUGUUCAUCAUUUCUACGACAGAUCUUUAUUGUAUACAUUUACAUCGGUACAAUAAAUCUACCGACACAGUCACCUUCAUUUUAAACACUCACAAAUAAAGAUGAUUAUAUGUAUAUACUG
Molecule: messenger RNA, 2822 nt
Organism: Ctenocephalides felis (cat flea)
Lineage: Eukaryota; Metazoa; Arthropoda; Insecta; Siphonaptera; Pulicidae
Gene: anchor
Product: integral membrane protein GPR155
Exons: 11
Coding region: 142-2757 (871 amino acids)
Biological process (GO): transmembrane transport; intracellular signal transduction
Cellular component (GO): membrane
Source: RefSeq, a predicted model, not a curated record